This is a messenger RNA of Monascus purpureus, 1110 nucleotides long. The record is from the annotation of a GenBank genome assembly. Lineage: Eukaryota; Fungi; Ascomycota; Eurotiomycetes; Eurotiales; Aspergillaceae.
AUGGGUUUGGACGGUGUAGAGCAGGCUCAGGCAGUCACAGUCAGCCUUCGGGAGCUUAUCGACGGCUCUGUUUCCUUCGAGACGCUCACUGAGGCUUUCGGUCCAUCUUCGCUGGGGAUCAUCGUUGUAAAGGAUCUGGAUCCAAAGUUCCAGGCACUCCGGUCCCAGGUGCUUUCGAACGCUUCGUAUCUGGCAGCGCUGUCUGACGACGAACUAGAAUCUCUCUCAUCCCCCCAGGCAAAAUACCUAGUCGGCUGGUCCUGCGGAAAAGAAACAUUACGAUCCGGACACUUCGACACUCUCAAGGGCUCGUACUAUGUGAAUUGCGCCUUCUACCAGGAUCCAAAGCUGCAAGGUGCUCCCGCGGAUGGAUUCCCGGGUUUCUCAGAGUACACGGCGCCAAAUGUCUGGCCAUCAACAGAGCGUCUCCCGACCUUCCGGAAGGGUCUGGAAGAACUCUGCACUCUGAUCAUCGACACCGCGGCUCUGGUUGCAAGAGCAUGCGAUCGAUACGCACUGGCGAAUAUCGACGGCUACAAGGAAGGAUACCUGGAGCACGUCGUGAAGACUAGCCUAACCACUAAGGCUCGAUUGCUUCAUUACUUCCCUGCAAUAGACAACAACACACAAAAGCAAGAACAGGAACAGGAUAAGGAGACGGGGAAGGACGAUGAAGACGACGACUGGUGCGCAACCCACCUCGACCACGGCUGCCUCACAGGCCUUACAUCAGCAAUGUUCAUCGACGAAGCCAUAACGCCUCCCAAUGCCUCCCUCGAAAAAGGAACAACACACCUCCCCCUCCCUGAACUGCCCCAAUCUCCCGACCCAGCAGCUGGCCUCUACAUUCGCUCUCGAACCGGCCAAAUCGUCAAGGUCAACAUCCCCAAGGACUGUCUUGCAUUCCAGACCGGGGAAGCGCUCCAGCUCAUCACGCGAGGCAAGUUCCGCGCUGUUCCGCAUUUCGUGAAGGGUGCUAAGACGACGAGUUCCGCGAGAAUUGCGCGGAAUACACUAGCUGUUUUUACGCAGCCGAAUUUGGGGGAGGAGGUGGAGAUGGGAAAGUCCUUUGCGGAUUUUGCGAGGGAGGUUGUGGGGAGGACUUAUUAA